AUGGCGCCUCUGAUACGGCGCGGUGCCGCCGCCGCCGCCGCCGUCGUCGCCACGCCACCCCGGGCGAUACUGCCGAAGAUCGAUGACCUGUUUUUGGCGCCGCGUACACCUCCCGCCGUCGCCGAGCGUCUGCUCUCCCAUCUACCCUCGAGAACGCCGGUCGAGGCACCGAGCCGCGUCGUUGCGGCGCGCGAUGAAACAACCUCUACCAUACCCUCGGGUUACGGGGCUCUGUAUUCCGGCCCGGACCCCGGCACCGUCGUGGGCAUCACGCUCGGGGCCGUGGCGGGCUUCCUGCUGCUGGCGUGGCUGAUCCGGUCCGUCUGCGGGCUCGGCGGCAUCAUGGUGGGCGCCGAGGAGUCGAGCGUGGGCACGGCCAGCGUGGUGACGCGCAAGUCGCGGCACGGCCACCACCACCACCACCACCACGGCCGGGACCGCGUGCGGCGCGAGACGGUCGAGGUGCGGACCGCCUCGCGCGGGCCCCCGGCGGCCAUCAUCGUCGACGAGCCCGGGGGCGAGCGCGUGGAGCGGGUCGUCAUGGAGGAGCGGAGGCGGCGGUCGGUGAGCAGGCAGCCGUCGGUGCCGCCGCCGCCGCCGCGGGUGGUGGCGAGCGACGACGACGAGGUCGUCGUCAUCGAGGAGCACUCGCCGCCGAGGCGGCACCGGAGCAAGCGCCACAGCAGCGGGAGCCGGCGCGAGAGCGGAUACCGGGACAUUGACCCGGAUCGGUUCGCCGGCGGAGACGCGCCGCUCAGAGACCCCAGGAGAGGGAGCAGGCGGUAUAGUCGAGACCGCGGGUGA
Messenger RNA from Thyridium curvatum, 804 nucleotides. RefSeq lists its product as uncharacterized. The transcript has a single exon. The record is from RefSeq and is a predicted model, not a curated record. NCBI's taxonomy places the organism in Eukaryota, Fungi, Ascomycota, Sordariomycetes, Thyridiales, Thyridiaceae. Bases 1 to 804 code for a protein of 267 amino acids.